This is a messenger RNA of Tyto alba (common barn owl), 1442 nucleotides long. RefSeq lists its product as uncharacterized. The transcript is spliced from 11 exons. The record is from RefSeq and is a predicted model, not a curated record. Bases 89 to 805 code for a protein of 238 amino acids. Lineage: Eukaryota; Metazoa; Chordata; Aves; Strigiformes; Tytonidae.
UGAGAAGUUGGAAGAAAUAAUUUGUUCACACCGUACAAGAGAUUCAGUGAAUACCGUCUGCGUGCCUUUAGAUGGCAUUUUCACUGGAAUGUCUGAAGACACCUUAAGGUCUACACUAAAGCCAUUAUGCCGUGAGAAGUAUCAGAGAGAUAAGAAGCCCUGCAAAGCUGUAAUUUAUGUGCAGGUAGACGUGCUUCAAAAUCAUGGACAGGAAAAAAAGAAGCCAUUUAAUACACAGACUAUAUCUUCUGCAUACAUUCAAGUGCAUGUCCCCCAGUGUUGUUUGAGAGAGAUACCGAGACAGCUAGCUGCUUUUCCUGUCAGCAUUACUCUCACUACGCCUUUCUCUACAGACAGCAACUUCUGUGCGGUCUGCCUGUUUUUCAAGAGGCCUGGAUAUUGCUGGGUUAAGUUGCAUUCCUGUCUCUGCUCUUUGGAUAUCUUUCAGUGUGGUAUUGCUUGCAAAGCAGUGGGAAGAUCAAACAGCCUUUCAGCCAGCUGCUCAACAUUGGUCACUGCCUUCGAGAACGAUGAACCCAUCAGUGCAGCUGAGCGCUGCUGUACAUCACCCAGCACAGGCAGAGGGGUUGGUCCAAGGCCACGUGGAAUUCUUCUCCUGAUGAGUCAAGGGCUGAGCAAGUCUGGAUUGCAGUUUUUGGAUGCUCCUGCUCAGAACAUGCUAAAGAAUCUGAAAGUUCAACAAAGUGGCUACACAUUGGGACAUGAAAAGUACAUUUACUGGAUAAUUUCUGCACUGAACGGAAAAGAAAUCAAGCAUUUUCUUCUGUAUAAAGAAAUGUCUUAGACACAGAGAAAAAAAGGAAUGUGUUGAUCCCUGUGCUGAUUUGCUAUUUUAAAAUUCCGGUUGCUCCUGGACUGUCUAAGAAGGGGCAACUGAGAUUGAUAAAUAAGCAAGCAAAACCACACGUCAGAUGGUGCCAGGCUCCAGUCUGAACUACUGUAUGUGAUCCUGACAGCCUUAAACAGCCAGCAAGCAAUUACUGUUCACAACAGCAAGACAUCUCCAGGGUGCUAGAUCUGCUGCGAUCAUUUAUCAGCUCUAUGUUGAGAAAUUCAUCACUGUAACAGAAAUUCAUAUUUUGUUCUGCUUUCCUGAAAUGCAAGGACAGAGCAUGUGAACCAGACUUUUGGGUGAAACCAACAUCAGAAAGGUGUACUCCAGGAGAACAAUUCCUGUGCUCCAGCCAGUGAGCACAUGGGACCAGACUGAAAAACCUGACCACAAGUAAAAUAGGGAUGAGGGAACCUCACUACUGACUGUAGGUCUGCUCCUGCUUGGCUCAUUAGCUUUCUAACGUAGAUACAGCCAUCUGACACCCAGAAUCCAUCAGCAGGUAAAAAAAAAUAUUAUUGUAUUACAGACUGUCAGUUUUAUACUAAAAUUGUUUCAAAUAAGUGCUGGAAACCCUAAAAUAAUAGAA